Molecule: messenger RNA, 1680 nt
Organism: Mycena indigotica
Lineage: Eukaryota; Fungi; Basidiomycota; Agaricomycetes; Agaricales; Mycenaceae
Product: SPRY-domain-containing protein
Exons: 4
Coding region: 1-1680 (559 amino acids)
Molecular function (GO): protein binding
Source: RefSeq, a predicted model, not a curated record
AUGCCUCUCGAAGACGGUGAAAUCCCUGGGGACGCACUUCUCAUUCUCCUUCCCUUGUUAAUUGUCCUCUCUACUCUUCUCUUCAUUCUAUUUCUCGUAUUAGUAUGCGCUUUACUACUACGCCGCCGACGCGGUAUCAUGUUACGUGACAUGGAUGGUCCAGUUGACCUCAGCAGAGAGGAUUUCGCAGACGGAGAGGGUGGUUUUGAGGGUAUUGAGUCACGUUGGCUGGAAAGUGUGAGCGAGUCUGUUCGUCGGGCUUAUCUCCGCGCUCGAGACUACCAGCUCCAGUACCACCCCAACUCUCUGCCAUCCGACAUCACCCUUUCACAAUUCCUAUCGAUCCAAGAGAAAGGCGUGUCAGCCUGGUCGUUCGAGCCUGACUACGAGACCGUCAACUCCCUGCUCGUUCAUGCCCGCACAGAAAUCACAUUCCUUCCCGACCCAGCUUCCGCUUCUUGUGUCCAGUCCAACUUGCCCUUACCCAAGCUCAACGAGGUCUAUUACUGGGAGGUCAAGAUGUUCGACCUCCCUGAGUCCACAAAUGUCGCUGUUGGCCUCGCCACCAAACCCUACCCCGCCUUCAGACUUCCCGGCCUGAAUAGAUAUUCUGUGGCUUAUCAUUCCAACGGUGAAAAGUCGCACAACUACCCCUUCACGGCUUCCCAGUUUGGUCCACCACUCAAAGAGGGCGAUGUACUGGGUGUAGGCUAUCGGCCACGAACAGGUACUCUGUUCUUCACUCGUAAUGGUCGCAAGAUGGAGGACGCUUUUGUUGGAUUAAGCCGCUGGAAUCUCUUCCCAACUAUUGGUGCAGACGGGCCGUGUAGUGUCCACGUCAAUCUAGGACAAGCAGGCUUCGUCUUCAUUGAAGCCAAUGUCAAGAAAUGGGGACUAGCUCCGAGCGUUGGGACUCUGGCACCGCCACCCGCCUAUGGCAGUGAACGUGGUAGCAUUCUUCUUGAUGUUGGGGGCCGUCAACGGCGAGGUGAUGGUACACCUCAGACAAGUUCGGGUGCAUCUUCUCCCAGGCGAUCGUCACAUCGUUCCCGCCGACCGAAGCCACCUGGCCAAGUCUCCUCGCCACUUCGCCCUUCUUCCAGUGAUAUGCCUAUGACCCCACCACCACCAAUCACCCCCAUUAUCGAGGAAACGCCAGAUAUAGGUGCCGCUGGACCGUCCCGCACUCGAUAUAUUUCUCCUUCCGACUUGGCAUUCCAUACUCCUCCGCAUAACAAUCUGCCCAGCGAUGUUCAAGACAGCCCCCAGGGGCUCUACGCCGUCUUCACCCGCUACUUCUUCACGCUCUUUGUCACCAGAUGCAGCUGCCCAGAGAUGACCAUCCAGGUACAUCCGCCCCCUGAUACUCCCAUGACACCCAAUCCUCCAACGCCGAAUGUGCUUGAUAUUCAUUUGCAGGCACUUUCUUCUUCAUCCCAUCGACGGUCGUCCAGCAAUGGAAGCCAGUCAAGUCGGGACCAGGACGACAGAUUUGCUUCCGACUCGAUCAGUAGGCGGGAGCCCCCAGCGUAUUCGCCUUUGGAUGCUUUUGCUUAUCAAGACGGGGUUCACAUCGACUUGCCGGCGGAGGUGAUAGCUGCAGCGUUAGAGGGCAACGCGAUCCCCGCAACUUCAAUUGGGCAGGGAAACACGGACAGGAGGAGAAGUCGAAGACAUUAA